This is a messenger RNA of Hymenoscyphus albidus, 2279 nucleotides long. Lineage: Eukaryota; Fungi; Ascomycota; Leotiomycetes; Helotiales; Helotiaceae. The record is from the annotation of a GenBank genome assembly.
CAAUGCCAACACCCUGCCAUUGUUGAGAGCCUGGGAUCCUUUCCCUUCCCCCUCCCCUGCCCUCCCCUACACCUUCCACAAAGCCCAUUGCCCAAAUCGCCGGGCAUGAUGCAUCGCGGGUAGCCAUCCAGCCACUCAGCCAUACCUAGGUACUUGACCCAAUCACCCAGGGUACGAAGGUACAAGUACUCACUAAAUUUAUUCUACUUGUAGGCUGUAGAAGUGGUACUUCGCAGAUGUUCUCCGUACCAAGGAUCCUUGUAAAGACGUUCCCUCCCCUGUCCCUGCGGCCCUGUUGCCCAGGUGCAGGUGCAGGUGCUGAGAAAGGGUCUGAGGUCUGAGAGCAUGGUCCGUAUAUUAUUGAGAGCUUCCUGCUCUGCAAAACCCUUCUCCGACUACUGUUCCCCUCUUCGACAUACUCACUUCACCAUCUCCCUCUCCAAACUUCACCCUCCGCUAAACUCUCUGCUAUUGCUCUGGCGCCCUCCAUCGCAUCGCCAAUUCUUGUGUUGCGCUCUCCAUCCCAUGAGCCUUUUCACCCCUCCAACUCUUCGAACCCUUUUGCAAAAAGUGCCUAGAUAGUCUCCAUCGCCAUCGCUCGACAACCUCCCCCAACCUUCGACCAGCCUCUAGGGGUUUCGUCCUGCCAACUCCCUCGAACGAUUUCACAAACUCAUCCAGUAUCAUGUCGGAAAAACCUUCUGUUUUAAUUGUGGGUGGUCUGGGUUAUAUGGGCCGCUGGUUGGCCUUGCAUAUCCACAAAAAUGAUUUGGCGUCCGAAGUACGCAUUGUCGACAAGGUAAGCCACACGGUAGCACAAGUUCUGCCUUGGUGACGGCCACUAACCUUGGGUGCAGCUAUUGCCGGAACUGGCUUGGUUGGCUCCAGAAUUCAAAGAGGCAUGUUCAAGAGACAAGUUCAUGCAGGCCGAUGCGAGUAGAGAAGGUAAUUAAUGACACUUCCGGCUUUUUUGGCUAUGGCACCUUUCAAGAUACAUCACCUAACAUAAAUCCCCUCAGAAUCCUUACCCCGAAUAUUCGGCCGCGCAAACGGAAAGGAAUGGGACUAUGUCUUCAACUGCGGCGGAGAGACACGGAAUUCACAAGAUGAUGAGGUCUACAAGUUACGCUCGCUUGCUUUAAGUGUGGCACUGGGAAAAGAGGCUGCAAAACGAAAAGUCAAAGUUUUUGUUGAGCUGAGUACCGGCAUGAUCUACAAGCCCGAUUCACACCCUAGUAAAGAGGGGGAUAAACUGAAACCAUGGAGCAAGAUUGCGGUUUUCAAGCUGCAGGCCGAAGAGGCCCUGUCGAAAAUCGAGGGGUAUGAUCAUUCUUACCAUUCCACGCUUCAUAAUUCCCAACUAAUACGUCUAGGCUCAAUCUCGUCAUCGUCAGAUUCUCCCAUGUUUAUGGCGAGUAUGAUUCCCAAUUAAUCGGAACAGCCUUGGCCAUGGCGCGUGUAUAUCAAUACCUGGACGAAGAGAUGAAGUGGCUCUGGACCAAGGAUUUACGACAGAACACGGUUCACAUCACCGAUGCCGUUCGCGCGCUAUUCGAUGUUGCAGAUUGGUACGCAGUCAAGUCAAAGCCCAACUGGGAUGAAAGUACGAUGGGCAAAAUCCCCAUCUUUAAUGUCGUUGAUCAUGGACAAACGAACCAAGGUACCAUGGCCGAAAUGGUCGCCCAAAUCUUCAAAAUCAAGACGGGCUUUCAAGGCCACCUGAUCAGUACAUUUGCGCGUUUGAAUAUGGAUAGCGUCGUGGAUGAUGUCAAUGAUGACAUCUUAGGGCCUUGGGCAGAGUUACUUGAAGAUGCUGGCAUCACUCGACCUGGACCUUUGACACCCUUCAUGGAGAAAGAAUUACUGAAAGACACAGAUCUCAGUAUGGACGGGAGCAGGUUUGAAAAGGUGGUUGGUUUCACAUACGACAAGCCUCAGAUGAAUGUAGAGCUGGUUCGGAGUAUGAUUGACAGUUACAUAAGAAUUGGUUGGUGGCCGGUGAACAAGGCUGUAGCCAAAUGAAUAGGCUCAUCAGUUUUUGGGAUACACGAUAAAACGAAACCACGAGGCGGGAGAAGAAUGAAGGAUGCCGCGGGGGAAGAGAAGGACCAACCUCUAAUCCCAAAAAAAAACGACUUACGAUGACGAGUUAACGGACGCGAUCAGAUUGCAAUCUUUUUGACCCUCCAAGAAUCCACAUCACAAAUUACUUUCAUAUGUUCAUUUGCAUGGCGGAAAAGGGAUUAUUUUUGGGGUUUUGUUUAACGGCUGUACCGGGG